Beauveria bassiana ARSEF 2860 is the source of this 1512-nucleotide messenger RNA. Its product is annotated as Putative Zn(II)2Cys6 transcription factor. Gene Ontology annotation, biological process: positive regulation of transcription by RNA polymerase II. NCBI's taxonomy places the organism in Eukaryota, Fungi, Ascomycota, Sordariomycetes, Hypocreales, Cordycipitaceae. The record is from RefSeq and is a predicted model, not a curated record. Bases 1 to 1512 code for a protein of 503 amino acids. The transcript is spliced from 2 exons. Gene Ontology annotation, cellular component: nucleus. Gene Ontology annotation, molecular function: sequence-specific DNA binding; zinc ion binding; DNA-binding transcription factor activity, RNA polymerase II-specific.
AUGCCAUUCUCGCCUGCCAGAAUCAAAAGCAUGGCCGGUACCAAGCUUGCUGCCGCCUCGGGCGACGUCCCUAAACAUCGGGCCUGCGACGAGUGUCGCUCCCGCAAACUUGCCUGCUCCAAGGAAGCCGACGGCUGCGCGCGCUGUCGUCGCGAGAGCAUUCGCUGCUAUUACUCGCCGCAAAAGCGCAUGGGCCGGCCACCGAAACGCCCGGCGGAUGAGCCCGAUGCCGCUCAGCAGGCACCGGCCUCGCGGCGCCGUGGCGCAUCAUCAUCGCCCGGCAUGCAGCGCAGCCGCAGCGCCUCCUCCUCGGCCCCGUCCGCCGCAGCGCCCGAGAUUCGCUCAUUUUUGCCGGGUGCGACAUCACCGCCCGCGCCGUCAUUCGGCGACCACACGUUGGACUUCCUGGACCACCAGGCCAGCACGCCCGACAUGGCCUUUUUCGAUCUCCUUCCCGGCUACUAUCAAGAGAGCGUCGCUCUGACGCCCGCCUCGCAGGCCGAGUGCGCGUCGGCAACGCAAGGCUUUCACGGAACGCUGCCCAUAGCCCACGACGGCAUCGGCGCCUACGACGACCUGUCCUUUCUCGACCCCGUCUUUGCGGCGGCCCCGCCCACCGGCAGCCAAAACGCCUUUGUCGCGACGCCCGACCUCUCUGUCGGCUCGCACACGCCCUUUCACUCGGAGCCGUCCUUCUCGCCCCCACCUCACCGCGCGAGAGCCGCGGCCGUGGCCUCGCCCGGACCGCAAGGGUACGCCCCCCGGGUCGCAGGCCCCGAGCCCCUGCACCCGAUCCCCACUGUGUCCUGCCCGUGUCUCUCCGCGCUCUACAUGACCCUCGAGUCCCUGACUAAUCUGCCCCGGGACGUGUGCGCCGCGAUGCGCGUAGCCCGGCACGCGUCCAGAGUUGCGCAGGCUGUCGUCAGCUGCAAGGUGUGCUCGUGCGACCUCUUGGAUAUUUCCAAGCCCCCGCCGAUGCAGGCCUUCCAGAACAUGAUGCUGCUCGCGACGCUCGUACCCUCAGCCUGCAACGCGUACGCGGCCAUGGUUGAAAUGAUUGACCGCGAGUGCGGCCUGGCGACGCAGCAGGGCCGCCGCAUUCCUCUUUCCGUGCGUGAGCUGGGCGGCCUAUGGGACCGCCAUCAAGCCCAAGGCGGCGGCGGUGGACGCUGGCUUCCCGCUGAGCUGGCGGACUGCGACAACGCGGAGCUCGAACCGCGCGAGUGGCGCCGGAUCAUGCUGGCCGUUAUACGGCUCGAUGUCUACGGCGACAAGGAGGAUCGCUCUGGCGGGGCGUCGUCCGGUGCGAUGGGCCUUGGCGAUGUCGUGGCCGCGCUCGACGAGCGCAGCCAGAAGCGCCACGAGCUGGUGGACGCGUGCGCCGCAGCGGGCACGUUGCCGCCGCAUAGGCACUACAUGAUGACGCCGCGCAGCUGUAAGCCAGAAGACAGGAACUGUGUCCGGGUACUCGAAGUAGCCCGUUUGGCCUUGAAUAGCCUUGUUAUUUCUUAA